AUGUCUGCGGCUGAACAAAACACUGACCAGAAUGUCGAAAUCUGGAAGAUGAAGAAGCUCAUCAAAAAUCUGGAAGCCGCACGAGGUAACGGUACUUCCAUGAUUUCGCUUAUUCUUCCUCCCAAAUCCCAGAUUUCUCAAGCCGCGAAAAUGUUGGCUGAUGAAUAUGGUACUGCUUCUAACAUUAAGUCUCGUGUGAAUCGUUUGUCCGUCUUGUCGGCCAUUACUUCAACCCAGCAGCGUUUAAAAUUGUAUACACGAGUUCCUCCUAAUGGUUUGGUGGUGUACUGCGGUACCAUCGUGACGGAUGAAGGCAAGGAAAAGAAGGUCAAUAUCGAUUUUGAACCACAUAAGCCUAUCAACACAUCAUUGUACCUUUGCGAUAACAAAUUCCACACCGAAGCGUUAUCCGAAUUGCUCGAAGCGGAUGCUAAAUUUGGUUUUAUCAUCAUGGACGGUAACGGAUCGCUUUUCGGUUCUCUUUCCGGCAAUACGCGUGAAGUCAUUCACAAACUUCAAGUCGAUUUACCCAAGAAGCACGGUCGUGGUGGUCAGUCCGCUUUGCGUUUCUCUCGUCUUCGUGACGAAAAGCGUCACAACUACGUGCGUAAAGUUGCCGAGUUGGCCGUCAACUUCUUCAUUACCAAUGAUAAGGUGAACGUGGCCGGUCUCGUUUUGGCCGGUUCCGCCGAUUUCAAGACCGAAUUAUCACAGUCCGAUAUGUUCGAUUCUCGUUUGCAGGCAAAGGUCGUCAAGGUCGUCGAUGUAUCCUAUGGUGGUGAAAACGGUUUCAAUCAGGCCAUCGAAUUGUCCGCCGAAUCGUUGUCCAAUGUCAAGUUUGUUCAGGAGAAGAAGUUGAUCCAGGCCUACUUUGAUGAAAUUUCUCAGGAUACGGGCAAAUACUGUUUCGGUAUUGAUGACACCUUGAAGGCAUUGGAAUUGGGUGCAGUGGAAAGUUUGAUUGUAUGGGAAAAUUUGGAAACCAACCGUUAUGUGCUCCGUGAUGCCGCUGGUUCUGAGACCGUUUACCAUCCCACCAAGCAAGAAGAAAAGGAUCGCAAGUUCUUGUUGGAUACCAGUGCUGAAGCAGCACCCAACUCGGAAAUGGAGAUCGUCGAAGUCAAGCCUUUGCUUGAAUGGUUUGCUGAAAAGUACAAGGACUUUGGUGCGACACUUGAAUUUGUUACCAACCGAUCCCAGGAAGGUUCCCAAUUCGUCAAGGGCUUUGGUGGUAUCGGUGGUAUUCUGAGAUACCGCGUCAAUUUUGAACAACUGAAUUACGAAUCCGACGAGUUCUUCUCCGACGACGAUUAUAUUUAA
Molecule: messenger RNA, 1320 nt
Organism: Radiomyces spectabilis
Lineage: Eukaryota; Fungi; Mucoromycota; Mucoromycetes; Mucorales; Radiomycetaceae
Product: eukaryotic peptide chain release factor subunit 1
Exons: 5
Coding region: 1-1320 (439 amino acids)
Biological process (GO): cytoplasmic translational termination
Cellular component (GO): cytosol; translation release factor complex
Molecular function (GO): translation release factor activity, codon specific; sequence-specific mRNA binding
Source: RefSeq, a predicted model, not a curated record